AUGGACUCCGGGAAAUCAUCCAAGCAACACAAUGAAACCCAAACAGCAUGUCGCCAACGACACCUCACCGAGCUCAACCUCGACCACAUCGACGGGAAGAAGCUUCUCAGAAAAAUGGACCUCCACCUCAUGCCGAUGCUGACCCUCCUGUACCUAUUUUCAUUCCUCGACCGGGGAAACAUCGGCAACGCCCGAAUCGAAGGCAUGGAGGAUGAUCUACACCUAGGAGGAACACAAUACAACUGGGCUCUCACGGUCUUUUUCUUCACCUACACCGUCUUCGAACUGCCCUCGAACCUGAUAAUGCAGAAAGUACGCCCAUCCAUAUGGAUUCCCUCGCUGAUGGUAGCAUGGGGGACUGUCAUGACCCUAAUGGGCAUCGUCACCGAUUACAACGGGCUUCUUAUCGCCCGGGUCUUCCUCGGCGUUGCAGAAGCCGGAAUCUACCCGGGAGUAACCUACUACAUCACCAUGUGGUAUUCUCGACACGAAGCGCAGUUCCGCCAAGCCCUAUGUUUCAGCGCUGCAAGCAUCGCAGGGGCAUUUUCGGGCUUACUCGCGUUUGCGAUCGGAAAAAUGAACGGCGUCGGCGGAUACUCCGGAUGGCGGUGGAUCUUCAUCAUCGAAGGACUAGCCACGGUGCUGGUGGCCGUCAUGGCCUACUUUGUGCUCUACGAUUACCCGGAUACAGCAUCGUUUCUGACCCCCGACGAACGAGCAUGGGUACUGCGUCGUCUAAGAAUCCAAUUCUCGAAUAGUGGCAACGUGGUGCCUGAGACGAUCGAGUUCAAGUGGAAGUAUGUCUGGGACGCGGCUACGGAUUGGCAGGUGUAUAUGGCUAUAUUGAUAUACUUCUCCGCCGUCUGUCCACUAUACGGUAUCUCAUUCUUCCUCCCCACCAUCAUCCGCGAUCUGGGAUAUACAUCCUCCACGGCACAGCUCCUCACAGUACCCCCCUACAUCACCGCCGCUAUAGCAGCCAUCCUGGCAGCCUGGUUCUCCGACCGUAACGGCGAACGCUCUCCUCUCCUCCUCUUCCACGUCGGCUGCAUCGUCGCCGGAUUCUUCGUCUGUCUGGCAGGGUCUCAGCGCUGGGUUCCAGGCCUCGUAUAUUUCGGCGUCUUCCUUGCAAUCCUAGGAAUCUACCCCGCCAUCCCCGCCCUAAUAACCUGGUUAAGCAGCAACCUCGCCGCCGAACAUAAACGAUCCGCCGGAAUGGCCAUUCAUAUUGGAUUAGGGAAUUUCGCUGGCGCAAUGGCCUCCCACUUCUACCGCACGCGCGACGCCCCACAAUACAUCCUGGGCCAUGCACUGGAACUCGCGUUCGGGAUACUAGGUGUCGUGGCGAUUGUGAUUACUCGGUAUGCGUAUGGGGGGAUUAAUCGGCGGAGAGUGGAUAGGUUGGUGGAAUUGAGGCCGGAGUUUUCGGUUAGGGAGUUGGGGGAGUUGGGGGAUAGGGCGUUGACGUUUAGGUAUAUGUUGUAG
Aspergillus sclerotioniger CBS 115572 is the source of this 1485-nucleotide messenger RNA. RefSeq names its product MFS general substrate transporter. The record is from RefSeq and is a predicted model, not a curated record. Gene Ontology annotation, cellular component: membrane. The transcript has 8 exons. NCBI's taxonomy places the organism in Eukaryota, Fungi, Ascomycota, Eurotiomycetes, Eurotiales, Aspergillaceae. Gene Ontology annotation, biological process: transmembrane transport. Bases 1 to 1485 code for a protein of 494 amino acids. Gene Ontology annotation, molecular function: transmembrane transporter activity.